Molecule: messenger RNA, 712 nt
Organism: Hyla sarda
Lineage: Eukaryota; Metazoa; Chordata; Amphibia; Anura; Hylidae
Gene: RAB42
Product: RAB42, member RAS oncogene family
Exons: 2
Coding region: 95-712 (205 amino acids)
Molecular function (GO): GTPase activity; GTP binding
Source: RefSeq, a predicted model, not a curated record
CAGCUACAGAGAGCAUGACAAAAAGGUGGGAGGGGAGGAAGACGAGGAGGACAUGAAGGAUAUGGACACAGUUUCUUGAAGAUUCCUGGUCAGGAUGGCAUGUGCAUGGGACUUUCAGUUUCGGGUGCUGCUAUUAGGUGACUCUGGUGUUGGCAAAACUUCCCUCCUGAGGAGAUACACAGAGGAAGAGUUUACAGACACAACUGGGCCCACUGUUGGGGUAGAUUUCUGCUCGAGAAUAGAAGAGCCUGAGCCUGGAGUUAAAGUAAGGCUGCAGUUCUGGGACACAGCUGGACAGGAACGUUACCGGGCAGUGACUCGCUCCUACUACAGAAAUGCUGCUUGUGUUAUUCUUCUGUUUGACCUCACUGAGCAUAAAACGUUUGACAGCAUCCAAAACUGGUAUCAGGAAGUAGCAGAGAGAGCUCAGCCUCCACCCCUUCUUUUCUUACUUCUUGGAACGAAAAGUGAUAUGCGUGGGCAGAGAAGUGUACCUCGGGAAGAGGCACAGACUUUGGCAGACUCCAUAAGAGCCCCAUACCUGGAGACAUCUGCACGAACUGGCAGCAAUGUUUCUUCAGCCCUCUCCCUUCUGUGUAGAGAAUUGCUGAGAGCUGCGAGACAGGAUAAACAGGCAGCGAUGGAGCAAAGCUGUGGGGGAUGCUCAGUAGGGGAGGAGACACCAAAGAAGAAAAUUUUAUGUACAUGUUGA